Exophiala xenobiotica is the source of this 198-nucleotide messenger RNA. RefSeq lists its product as uncharacterized. The record is from RefSeq and is a predicted model, not a curated record. The coding region runs from base 1 to 198 and encodes 65 amino acids. NCBI's taxonomy places the organism in Eukaryota, Fungi, Ascomycota, Eurotiomycetes, Chaetothyriales, Herpotrichiellaceae. The transcript has a single exon.
AUGGUGGUUCGGAAUGCAAGAAGGACAAUCGACAAUUACCGCGAAGUAUUGAAGCAAAGGGAACUAGCCAAGAAUGCGGGAGCGCAGUCGAUUACAAGCGACAUCGAAACACAACACUCAACCACAGACCCAAACGCAGAGUCCGGCAUCAAACCGAACCCAACGCACACGCACGUGGACCCUGUCACCAUAACGUAA